AUGCGCCCGAAAUGCGGGGCUCUUAAUUAUAAAAGACGGUACAACGCUUGCUAUCUUUAUUCGUCAGAAGAAAACGGAGGAGACAGAAGUAAAGAAAGUUGCGUAGAGGUCAAGGCAUCAGACAUUGAAAUUAUAGAGAGAACCGCCGGUGACGCCUGUACCGAAGACAACACACGUGACUCUAGCGAACAAACGUGUAAUAAAUACACAGAAUGCGUGUAUAAUGAACCACCAUUAAAUGAAUGCGUGUUCAAUGAACCACCUUUAAAUGGUAAGAUUGUAGGAAACAUGAACCGUGUUGGUGACCGCAUACAAUAUAAAUGUGAUUUCGGAUAUAAGGUACCAAAAGAAUCUGAAUAUGCCGUUUGCCAGUCUAACGGAAGUUGGAGUGUGGUCGUCGACAAUUGCACAAAAAUUGAAGAGACAAAUGUUGCCCUAGGGAAACAGACUGUCAUGUCAAGCGCACGUAACGGCAACAAUGGAACAGAAGGCGUAGAUGGCAGCACUAACCAAAAUUUCGGGGGAGGAUCUUGCUUUCAUACUAAAAAUGAAACAGACCCAUGGUGGCGGGUCGAUCUUGGGGCUAUAUAUUUUAUUGUCAAUGUAACAUUAUUCAAUCGCAUCGGUGGUACAUGCAAGAUUGGUGGAUGCAGCUUGGAGCGGUCUUCCGCGCAUGUCCGGAAGUGA
Molecule: messenger RNA, 687 nt
Organism: Mercenaria mercenaria
Lineage: Eukaryota; Metazoa; Mollusca; Bivalvia; Venerida; Veneridae
Exons: 6
Coding region: 1-687 (228 amino acids)
Source: RefSeq, a predicted model, not a curated record